Messenger RNA from Colletotrichum godetiae, 567 nucleotides. RefSeq lists its product as uncharacterized. Lineage: Eukaryota; Fungi; Ascomycota; Sordariomycetes; Glomerellales; Glomerellaceae. The record is from RefSeq and is a predicted model, not a curated record. The annotation marks the transcript as partial. The transcript has a single exon.
AUGGCUUCUAUUCGCACUCUUACUACCUUUGCCCUGGCUCUUGGUGCCGCAGCCAACCCUGCGCCUGCUCCUCAGCCCGAAGCUGAAGCUGGCAUUGCUGACUCCAUUGGCCCCGUCGCAGUCAAGCUGGAACCUGUUUCAGUCUCUUUCACUCUUCCCAAUGUCGAGCUCCCAACCCCGCCUGCGGUUAACGCUGCCCGGAGUGUCCCCAACAUCGAUCUUCCGGUUCUUCCCACUACUCUCCUCUCUGUUCCGACUCUCAACCUCCCCCGGGGACUCACGGCGCCGACUCUCGCGCCUCCUGCGCUCCCGGCUCUGCCCAUUCUGUCUGCCGAUGUCGCCAUCCCAGCCUCCACCAUCUCACUGGCUAUCGAAGUUCCGGACGUCAACAUCCCCCGAGGACUCACGGCUCCGACUCUUGCGCCUCCGGCGCUCCCAGCUCUGCCUACCCUUUCUGUUGAUGUCGCCGUCCCGGCCUCCACUGUCUCAGUUGCCGUUGAGGUUCCGGAUCUGAACAUCCCUCGGGACCUCCCCAUCCUGUCGUCUCUUCUCUCACUUUCGGUCAAG